UUAGGAACUUGGUGGCGAUGCAGCUGCCUUUGCAGCAACGUCCGCUGAUCUUCAAGGAGUGAAGGCGUACGCUGCUCUUGACAACUGCAAGCUUUGCACCUUGGGAAUGGCUAUCAUUGACUAUAGAGGCUAUAGAGUCACUGCGCAAAGUAUCAUUCCUGGUAUUCUCGAUAAAGAACAGGAACAAUCGGUAGUGUACGGCUCAAUAGACUUCGGCAAAACAGUCGUAUCAUCAGAACAGUAUCACGAGCUUCUUGAAUCAUCAGCCAAAGAGUUGAAGUUGUUGCCGCAUGAGGUUGUGAUUGAUGACAAGGGAAAUACUGCUAAACUCUUCACUAGCUAUGAAACAAAAGGUAUCAUCGGGAAUGAUGGUCGGCAUUAUGUGCUUGAUCUCUUACGAACAAUGCCUCCUGAUGUUCAUUACUUACAAGAAGCGGAGGUUACGGAGAAGUCUAGAGAGCUUGGAUUUCCUCGUCCAUUUCCACAUAAGCUAGCGACGCUUCGUCAAGAACUUGUGGAUAUCUUUCAUGAAGCUCGUUGUAUGCAGUUCAUCAAAAUGGCAGCAGCACAUGUUCGUCAGCAGUUAAAUGCUAAUAAAGAAAGCCAAGAAUCAGUGGAUAUUGAGAAUGAAGUAACCAGAGCACUAGUAGAAGUGAGCGAAGGUCGGGAUCCUCUCACCACAUGUAAUAUCACCAAAGAAGCGCUGUCCAAGGCUGCUGAAGCUGUGCAUUCCUUACGUCCAGACACUUUUGAUGUACGUUUCAAUCCUGAUUGCUUCUCCACCACUGUAAAGCACGCACCUGGAGAAAAUCUAGAAAAGCAAAAGAGACUUGUCAUGGAGAUGGUUUUUGCAAGUUGA
This is a messenger RNA of Strongylus vulgaris, 859 nucleotides long. NCBI's taxonomy places the organism in Eukaryota, Metazoa, Nematoda, Chromadorea, Rhabditida, Strongylidae. The record is from the annotation of a GenBank genome assembly.